AUGUCUGACGAUAGUAUCUGUAGGUGCUUGGAGGAACAGAAGGAAGAAAUCGUGCUCCUUCGUUCAAAGAUUCUUAAGGAAUAUGAACAGCUGCUGAAGGCUAGGACUGAUUCCAUGGUUAUCGAGUCCCGUGGAGACAUCAGUCGGUUGCAGGAUGAAAUAGAAGCUCUUCAAAGGCAGUAUGAAAUCCAAAUUGCCAGUCUGAAGCAAGAAAUAACAGAGGAUGCUACUGCUGAUACUCAAGAUAACAAGAAUCUUUCCCAAUGUCUGGAUACAGACCAACAGCAAACACUGCACAACCUGCUAGAAUAUUUCAAAUCUAAAGUGCACUCGAUUGAGAGUCGCUUCAACAACCAAAUCACUGGUCUCAAAACCCAAAUUGAAUCAGAUCUUUCUGCUAGCUUUGGGGAAGCUAGCUGUGAAGUGGACGAUAGUUUUCAAAUGGAUAAUGUUCCAUUAACAAGCACUGAGAAAAGUUCUUCCAGUUGCCAGAAUCUCAUUUUUCCAAAGAUUAACAAAGAGAACUCAAGUGGCAGACAUUCCCUUGGGAAAUCUGCUUGUCCAGAUCGAGACUCUCAAGUAACAGACCUUUCUGAUAAAGCUGGUGAACAUACAAACUCUUUAGAAGAUAGUUGCACACUUGAAAAAGACAUAAAAGCUUAUCAGGAAGAAAUAGAAUAUUUACGGCAUCAGCUGGAAGAGGUGAUAACUUCAAAGACUUUCUUACAACGAGAGAAAGAAGAAUUGGUAUUUGCUCAUGCACAAGCUAUGUCUGGCCAAGAAGAGGACUUGGAACAUAAACACAAAAUGGAUAUUGAAGACUUGCAAAGUGAGUUUGAUAUCCAACUCCAAGUCGAACUCAAAAAACAAGCUGUGGAACUUCUGGAGAAAUACCAGUCAGAUAAUCAUGAGAGCAAUUUGCAGAAUCGACGUGAAUCGUUUGAACGUGAAUUGGUUAAGCGCACAAUGACUGCUGGUCAUUUUGACAGCUACGAUGCUGGUGACAGUUGUGAUAUUACAGACAGUCCUCACAAGUUGGAUGUACCUGGUCAGAAAUUUGGUUAUAACAGAAGUCCUAACCAGAUUAUCUCGGAUUACGAAGCAAGAAUUUCACAAAUGAAAGUAGAUUUGGAAAGAAACAUGGAAAGCUUGCAGGUGAAAUUGACUGAAAUGAAAGAAGCUGAAAUGGAACAACUAAUAUCCAAACAUCAGAUGGAGCUGCAGAAUGUGCGUAAGCAAUUGACAGAUGUGGAAGAAAAAUACGAAACUGUAAUGGAAGGUUUGCGGACAGGUGAUGCUCCAGAAGUAGCUAAGAUGAUGAGAGAUAAAUAUGAUACAGAACUAGAAUUGGCCAAAGCCCUCAUGCAACAAGAAUUUGAUGAAUCACUGGAAGGAGAACAGUCUCGACUCCAAGAUCACCAUGAGAAACUGAUAGAAGAACUUUUAGUCAAGCAGACUUCUGAGAUGCGGGAACUGCAAGAGAAGUACAAUGAAAAUCUCAGUUCCCUACAGAAAAUGCUUCAGUUUUAUGAGCAACAACGCAGUACAGAUGACACAGAUGGGUCAGAAGCCAACCAGAUUUUAACUGAUUUAAAGCAUCAGCUGCAAGAGAAAGACAACAAGAUGGCUGAAGAAUUGGUAAAACAUAAACAAGAAAUGGAGAAAAUCCGAAGAGAAUAUGAAGAGAAACUUGCUCAGUUGAAAAACACUGAUGCCCCUGAUAGACAUCCUGAUCAAACUGCACCCAUUGCUACGGAUGUUGACACGAUCAAGUCUGAAUUGGAUGCUGCUCACCAGGUUGAAUUGAAUUUGGUCAAGGAAGAACUUAGCAGUGAACAUGCCAAAAUGAUUGAGAAUCUUGAAAAACAACACCAAAUGCGGAUUGAAGAACUACAAAAAGAACACAAGGUGCAGUUAGAAGAAUUACAGAAGGAAACUGCAGAUAAAAAUGGUAAAAAUUCUCAAGAGAAAAAUGAUGUGGCUGUACAAGUAAUAUUACUUUUUAACAUUGUUUUGGAUUAUCGUUUUCUCUUUUCUCUCCCCACUCUUUCUUUCUCUCCCCCUUUUCUCCCUCUCUCCCUCCCCCUUUUCUCCCUCUCUCCCUCCCCCUUUUCUCCCUCUCUCCCUCCCCUUUUCUCUCCCCUCUCCCCUCCCCUUUUCUCUCUCUCUUUCCUUUCUCUCUCUCUCCUUUCUCUCUCUCUCCUUUCUCUCUCUCUCCUUUCUCUCUCUCUCCUUUCUCUCUCUCUCCUUUCUCUCUCUCUCCUUUCUCUCUCUCUCCUUUCUCUCUCUCUCCUUUCUCUCUCUCCUCUCUCUCUCCUUUCUCUCUCUCUCCUCUCUCUCUCUCCUUUCUCUCUCUCUCCUCUCUCUCUCUCCUUUCUCUCUCUCUCCUCUCUCUAUCCUCCUUUCUCUCUCUCUCUCCUCUCUCUAUCCUCCUUUCUCUCUCUCUCUCUCUCUCUCUCCUUUCUCUCUCUCUAUCCUCUCUCUAUCCUCCCUUUCAUUCUCUUCCUCCUUCAUCCCUUUUUCUCUCUCUUUUCAUUUAUUUUUCUUUCUUUUUUCUACUCUUUCCUUUUCUUUUUAAUGAAAGUGGACUUACUGUCACCUGCUAACCAAGCCACUUCACCUCUGGUCAGCCCGUGGUCAUCGCCUUCUUCAACAGCAGAACUUGACCGCAGUGCGACACCUGUCGAACUGAUGACCACACGAUCAUUUGCUGAUGUAUCUAAUAAAAAGGCUCACUCUUUGGACUUGGAUGCCAGCCAGGCUGAAACAGAAGCAAGUGAUGUCGCCAAAACUGCUGACCAAAAUGUCAUCCUUGAGGCCAACCAGAACCUAUUACGUCACCUGUCCAACUUGGUUCGAAGUUACUUGAACAUUGAAGACACAAUAAACAAGAAACUUCACCGAGUCCUAAGUGGCAGCAAGACAGCUGCAACAGGAGCAGCAGCAGCUGCUGCAGCAGGUCCAUCUCCUUCUGAAAGUCCACCUCAAACUGACCAUUUGAAUGUACCAGGAAAUUCUUCAUCAUCAAAGAGACGGAGAAAAAGGUACAAAUCAGCAGAUCGGACACCUCCUAACAAUGAAACCUCUCCAAGAGUUAAUAGAGCAAGGUCUAUGGAUCCAGUUGACCCACGUUAUGCUCCAUUUCAAUCUGUAGAAAAAGAAAAAGUUUUUUUUUCUCUUUUCCUCUCUCUCUCUUUUCAUCUCUCUCUCUUUUCAUCUCUCUCUCUUUUCCUCCCUCUCUCUCUUUUCCUCCCUCUCUCUCUUUUCCUCCCUCUCUCUCUUUUCCUCCCUCUCUCUUUCCUCCCUCUCUCUCUCUUUUCCUCCCUCUCUCUCUCUCUUUUCCUCCUCUCUCUCUUUCUCCUUUCUCUCCCUCUCUCUCCCUCCUCUCUCCCCUCUCUCUUCCCUUUCAAAAUCCAGAUAAUUUUACCACUUUGGCCCUUACCUGGGCUAGACGGGCGGGCUUCUUCUUUUCUCCAUUUCUGUCUCUAUUUUUCACCUUCUUUGUAUUCUUCACUUUUUGGUGCAAUACGCUUCGGAACUUGGCAUUAUUUUUUGUUCAUUGCUGGUGUUUCCUCUGUGGAGGAGUGUAGCAGUAGUGGGGAUGACUUUUAUGAAACCAGUAUCACAUCAAGUGUCACUGAUGAAGGCCUGGUACUGUCACAACAGUUCAGUGACAGUAUCAUCUUUACUGGACCUACACUGGACAGUGAAAGCAUUGAACUGAUUACAGAUACAAGCAGCCGUCUGCAAAGUUCUAUCAUGCGGCUCCUUGAAAUGAUGGAGGAAACAACACAGCAGUUACUUGAAUCAAAGACAAUGCAACAAGAGUUGUUGGACAGUCUAAGGAUUACUCCAUUGCUCUUUUUUUUUUUAGGAGUAAAAACUAAGGAGUUCCCUUUCCUCUUCUUUUUCCCUUUCCUCUUCUUUUUCCCUUUCCUCUUCUUUUUCCCUUUCCUCUUCUUUUUCCCUUUCCUCUUCUUUUUCCCUUUCCUCUUCUUUUUCCCUUUCCUCUUCUUUUUCCCUUUCCUCUUCUUUUCCCUUUCCUCUUCUUUUUUUCCCUUUCCUCUUCUUUUCCCUUUCCUCUUCUUUUCCCUUUCCUCUUCUUUUCCCUUUCUGUUUUUUUUUCCCUUUCCUCUUCUUUUUCCCUUUCUGUUUUUUUUUUUCCUCCUCACAGCCAUAUCAUGUUGA
This is a messenger RNA of Acanthosepion pharaonis, 4188 nucleotides long. Lineage: Eukaryota; Metazoa; Mollusca; Cephalopoda; Sepiida; Sepiidae. The record is from the annotation of a GenBank genome assembly.